Molecule: messenger RNA, 1443 nt
Organism: Talaromyces stipitatus ATCC 10500
Lineage: Eukaryota; Fungi; Ascomycota; Eurotiomycetes; Eurotiales; Trichocomaceae
Product: serine-threonine protein kinase, putative
Exons: 2
Coding region: 1-1443 (480 amino acids)
Biological process (GO): protein phosphorylation
Molecular function (GO): ATP binding; protein kinase activity
Source: RefSeq, a predicted model, not a curated record
AUGACAGCGAAGCUAUCCCUCGAGUUCAAAUCAUAUCAGGAAGAUGAAGAUUUUCUUUCACAACAGCAGCCGGAGCCGAAUAGACGCUCACAGACUUUGAUUUUCCAUCACAACGGCAAUAAAUGGUGGAUCAAAGUAACCGUCAAAGGAACAUUUACUAGCGCGCGCAACACGAAAGAGCCCCCAGUAUCUACCAAGCGAAAACGGCGACAGGAAUUUCAAGAUUUUGUCAGGCUAAUAAACUUCGAGUCAGUCUCUCUUCUCAAGGAUACUGUUACUGAAAUAAUCAUUGGGGAGGGCCUGGAAGCUACGGUCGCCAUCGAAUUGAACCAUAACGCAGAUACUCCUUCAAAUACUGUUGCAAAGUACGCCAGAAACCUACAAUGCGAGAUCCGUGAAGAUCCUUCAAGAGUCAACUAUCCUCCUUGCCAGGAUUUCCCGUCAUUCCGCAGGAUCAACGCCACGGAGUUAUCAGAUCGAGAGGAAAUAGUUGAUGGGGUUUUUCGAGUUACUCACGAUAGAACACCAUUGAUACUGAAGGUGGUAGACCGUCCUUUCUACCAGCCUCGUGACACGGAAGUUUUACGACAAGAGCUGGAAAACCUCAAGGAAUUCCAAGGAGUUUCCAAUAUCGCUCAGGCAGUCGGUAUUGCGGUAGACACCAACCCGUACUCUACGUCAACAACAUUAGACAGUCAACAGGUCGUCGUUGGGGUUUUGCUAGAGCUUUAUAGUGGUGGCUCACUACAGCAAGUAUUUGACGAAAAUUGCCUUGAGAAUUACUCUUGGCAGAAGUGGCCUCUUCAAAUCGCGAGGGCCCUACAUUGCUUUCACAGGGCCGGGAAGACCCAUCUGGAUGUAAAACCUUCGAAUGUUGUAUUGGAUGCAAGUGGAAAUGCUAUCCUUAUUGACAUCAGUGGUGUCGGCGGUAUAACUCGCGCGUGGUGUGCACCGGAAAUACGGAACACUCUAUCACCAUUUGAGCUCUCUUUCAACAUCCGUCAAUGGAGCGAUGUGUGGGCUUAUGGAAGGCUUCUAUUAGAGAUUACGAAACAUGCGGAGAAAAGCCCUUAUGUGAAGCAUUUGGAAUCAAUCGCUGAUGAACUCAUGAAAGAGGAUAUCCACAGGCCAAUUGAAUCGGCCGGUCCCACGGCCAUGGUGUAUAAUACUUUAAUGAACUUUUCAAGAAUCCUCCCAAUCAACAUCAUCCUUGUCGAAUCCCCCAUUGGUUCUGCCACCUAUAUGAAGUUAGACACGCACAUAAUAACCAGGCACAUUGGGGAUCUAGCACCUGGUCCUUCACGCUUGAGGUUUGGCUUUUUGUCACAUCCAGCGAUUCCACAGUGGGGCGAGCCACUGGUGGAAGCGUCCUCCCCAGUUCCCGGAUCACAGGCGGUUUUCCGAAGUUUGGCGGGCCCACAUGAAGACUUGAGGGUCUUAUAA